AUGGCCAACGGCGGACCGAACUAGCCGCUUCGGCCCUCACCGUCAGCCGUAGUUAAGCGAUUGCCCCACCUAAAACACGAAUAUACUACACAAUUUUGUUCCUUCGAGUCGUUGAGGCAGAUACUGCAAAAUCAAGCCAUCAUGUUUUCUUUACCAUAUUACAAGUGCUACUUUGUUAAAACGAACGCAACGACUGCCGUAGAAGGCUGACGGGACGAAGUGCGUCAUUAUUAAGUGUGCAUAUGGUGGGUGCCGACGCCAAAAGGGCCCGCAGUUACGCGUGGCUGUAGGCGGAGGCGGGCAACACCAUCACGACGGGGCGUUCGACGCGCUGGAGAUCUGGAUCUACGGAAAGCUUCUGACGUAGACGUGGAGCGGAGGUUCUCUACGGAGAAUGUCCGAACGCAGCCAGGGUCCCGGUGGAUCGAGUGCGAGGAGGGCACUCUAACCGUGCGCCUACGAAACACCGGUAAACGACUGUAAGACUCUCCAAAAAUCCUUCAACCAGAUAUCACCAUCAUUUCAUCAUUGUCGUCGAGGCAGUGGUAAUAAACAACGUUCCGAUGGAGACGCUCAGUGCUGAGGCCUUCAUCCGACGAGCCGCUGCACGUUCGAUGCUCUGUCGGGUUGCGAAUCUCAAGCUGAGCAGCACACCCUCUGCCUUUCCGGGUUACCAAUGCAGUUUGACAAAGCUGUUCCUCAAAAAGAGGCCUCAUUCUAUGCCGGCAAUCGGUCACUUGCUUGCGGCUUCUAGUUACCUAGCCAAGGUUAACUGCAGCCUUCGAUCCGGCGCAGCAGGAGGCACUAAGACCCGUGGCAUUUACGCAAACUACUCACAACAGACUGGCAACAAUAAAACGUACGUUUGGGCAAUGCAGUUACCUGGAGGUCGAGACUCUCCUGGCGAAAAUGAUGAGGACAGCGACCAACCGACGGACGAAAAUUGUCCCAACUUAAAUGAACAGGAUCUUGUCGUCCAGUCAUCGCAACAUGACCGGAGCAGAUCGGAGGAGUCGGUCGUGGACCCUUCUACUGCCGGGCCUCCCGCAGAUACUGCAGAUCAGGAUAGACCUCCAGAAGUUGGAGAUCAGGGAAAGCAAUUCGGAUUAGAUCAGCUGGACGGAGUGGCGAAUGAUGUUGAUCAGAUCGACAACAAUGACGAUGAUGACUUAUCGUCGGUAGCAAGGGAUGAUUGUGAUGACCCAGAGGACGAAGAUGUCGAUCAGGAUCCCGAGCCAGACACCGAUUAUCCCGAACAUCGUGAAUUCGACCGCAACUGCUGUUGUCAUCGAUGUACUGACAACUUCAUCGCGAGACUUUUCCGCCCGGAUAUAGAUCAAGACGCCGAGAACGAGGGCGCACGUUGCCGGAGCGAUCAAGCAGGAUGCCCGAACUCCAUAUUGUCACGGCCCCCGUCGCGCGCGAGCAGCCCCUGCGGGUCGGCCGGGAAUGUGGGGCCACUUGUGGCCCAUCCGCGGCAACAGGGCGGUCUACCGCUUUCGCUAGCCAUGCCCUUAUCCACUUCACCGCUUGGGCACAGUCUGGCAAACAUACAGGCCACGACUGUGACGACUCCCAGCGGCCCGCAGAAGCAGUUUCUCUGUCCCAUGUGCAACAAAUACUUCACUCAGAAGGGUAACCUGAAGACUCACAUGAUGAUUCACACGGGGGAGAAACCGUACUCAUGUCAUGUCUGCGGACGGAGUUUCACGCAAAAAGGGAACGUCGACACUCACAUGAAAAUACACACCGGUGAAAAGGUCCCCUAUAUCAGCCUCGAUAAUCCGUUGUCUCGGCCACAUUCGGGUGCCAGAACUGGGAAGAAAAGCGGCUCAGAUUUGUUAGACUACGGCUGUGACAGCUGUGGGAAGCGCUUUGCCCGGAAAGGGAACCUGAAGACGCACGUCCGCAGCGUGCACACUAAGGAAAAGCCCUUCGCCUGCGGGGUCUGCGGAAAAUGCUUCUCGCAGAAGGGCAACAUGCAAACUCAUUUGCGCACGCAUAAUAAAGAUGACCGCUUCCCAUGCUUGCUGUGUGGGAAGACCUUCUCGCAGAAAGGGAACCUCAAAACGCACAUGCAGCGACACGCUGGCCAGGCUCCAUCCAGCCCACAUUUGCUACGCCGCAGGUCUAAAGGCGGCUCAAGCGCAUUGCAUCAGCCUAGCCAGCAUCUCUCCGUGAGAUCCUCAGUUGGUAGUGGUGGCUUAUUUGCCCGCGAACCGCUGGGGGUUUUAGGAGAGCUGGGAGAUGGCGCAAACGAGCUGGGCCCCUUGGCCUUAUCGCUUCCACCCCUGAAUGCAUCAGCGACAGGCUCCCCGUCGGGAAUGGUUGACUUCCGUGCAGCUAACGACGAUCAGUUUUCAGCGGCCCUUGCUAGUAGCGACGACAGUGAGAGCUCAUCGGAGUCCGAGUCGGAAUCGCCGCGAUCUCUUCCGGUUUUCCCUGGAUCUAAUAAGCUCCCGCUGGGUCUGCCGCCGGUAUUUCCCGAUUCUGGGCAGCCGCCCACGCAUACGUCAUGGCUAAAUCCUCGCCGGUCACAGGGGCCACCACAUGGACCCGCUGUCGAUCAGACCGUACCGCCUCAUGGCGAAUUCCCAAGAGAUGGUGACGGAGCGCAGCUUCGGCGGCUCUCAUCUUUGCUAUCUGGCAUGCUGCCAAUGAGGCACACCGAAUGAAAUUUCCAAGCAGCAUUCGUGCACGCCAUUCGGAGCAGACCGGUGGAUCGAACCACGCUAUCAAAACUCCUACAACAGGAGUAGUUAUUGUUGUGAAAGACAGCGAAGUUCACUAAUAUUUAAUGAAUGGAUUAUGCUUAGGGAUGCAAUCAAGAAUCAUAAGUUAGAUUCAAAUUUCCGCAAAAAUCGUAAACAUUUACCGUAUCUCUAGUUAUUUCAAAAUUAAAGUCAACCACAUAGUGGUGUGUUCAGUCAGUCAGGAUUUAUUUUCAUACCAAACUAGGGAUACUGGUACGUUGUGUGCGUUGAGCAAACGCGGCUAAAGCUAGACACGGAUAAACUCGCGCUUAUAUCGGUACUUUUGCUUGAAAGAAGAAACGUGUUUAGUUACGUGUUAGACAUUUUUUUGAAUCUGAAACGUUAAAACGCCGUGUAUAUGUGGUUUAUGCCUGAUACUGCACCGAGAAAUUCGUGAUAAUGAGGGUUUGUCGUAGAGGAAAACCAGGAAAAUUGAACACGUCUUAAGUUAGUAAAAACGAUCCACUUGAGAGCUGCUAACAGAAGCAAAUACAAUUAGCAGAAAACGGAAUGCUACGGAAAUGCCCCUCAAUAGGUGCGCGGACGUUGGGGUAUUUUGCUGCAUAUGGGAACUUCCCACUCAACUGCUGAACUACCAUUUCAAUAUUGUUCGCAACAACAGUAAAUGGCAAACGGAUGCUACCCAUACACAAUAUAUGAUGAAAGAUACAUAUUCAUACGACGCAAGCGACUGUGACAGAGAUAGAGUUCUGUACAAUCGAUGACCGGUUUCAUGUCCUAAUUGCUACUUGGCAGAUGGCCCAUUAGGCAUCAAAAUCUACGCUUUAGCGAAUCAACAAUAUGUUUUUAUGCUUUUUAUGGCAUUUUACCCUGUUCAUACUAGGACGUUCUGUCAUUUCUGACAUGGUCUAGCGGCUUAGAACGUCAACUCUAGAUGUCGCCGUGGAGCGAAUGAGUAUAAAGGGAGGUUGCUCAAAUUUUUCCAUAUCAUUUAAACAAACACGUAUCCACUACUUUGACCAGCACCAGUUUCCAAAGUUCUAGCUAACUGAAACAGUCCUCGAAUAAGAGUCAAUGUAAAUGAAAUUAAAUAGUACAAAAUCUCGUCAGAGGAAUAUUCAUGUGCAAAAUAACCUUUAAAUUAGUUCUGACGUGAAUUAAUUCUAAAAAUAGUUUUUACUAAAGCUGUCGCUACUUCAUUCGUGUAUGUCUAUUUCCUCCUGACACAUCUAGGGCGUCGAAGUUAAUUAUUUGUGGUUCAAUUUUUAAAUCAGACUUGAAGACCACAGACAUGUUAUGCCUUUUCUUUUUUCUCUCCAUUUGUCACAGACCUAAUCACUAACUAGUACCACGUCAAUGUUUGUUGAAGAAUGCCUAUAACUUCCAGUUCAAGAUUUCGGUCUUUGCACGACGCAAUUGUGCUACCUAUAUACGUAGGUCUGUAUAAUAAGCAGUCCUUUAAAAGUAUUUGCAAUUGCUUAUUUACCAUCAACAACAACACGAUAGACAUUUGUGUUCUAACAAUGGUAGUAAAUUUUAAUGGGUAUGAAAAGAGACUCUCAGUCUAUAAUAUGUGCGAUCACGCUCACUCGCGCUGCCUGCUGAAUGUGCCACUGCUUAAGAAUAACUACGAACGACGAGUAAGGAACACGAAUGGGUCAGUGCAAUUGUUAGAAAACUAAUGAAGUGUUUUUGAUUCCUCUUUGACCGGUGGACAAUUGAUUAUAAUCUUCCGAUAAUGACGAUAUUAUUCCUAUAAACAGCAAAAUCUGUCAUCGAUAAAUAAAUAUCUUUAUCAUAUUAUAGAUUACGCUGCUUGUGUAAAUAUCAGUAUGUGCAUGCCUCCUCCCACAAUGGUAUUUAGGUAGACGGACUCCUUGACUCUUUCCGUCUUGAUCGAUAGCUUUUAGUUGUGUACAUAUAUAAACUUUUCCUAAUGACCUUCCUAUGUGGAUUAUAUACAUUAUAUCUAUUAGCCGUGCUCGGUCGGACGACUUCACCAGUUUUUGCGGACAUAACGUACCUAUUAGGUUCGGAGCGUCGAUGCGCAAUUUAUGGCCGGCGCUGUGCUAGACUACAUAUGUACUCCAUAGUUUCAAUCUUUAGGGCGAUCGAUUAUUUGUCAUCCGGCUUACAUCAGUUGAUUUAUAUCGACCCCCUAACGCUUCCCUUGUCUGCUGUGAUCGCAGCGUAACUUUUUUGUUUGGUAAGAUUCUUUCGAAACCUGUAUAGCGGCAACAAUAUCCGUUUGAGAAGGGUUUUUCAAAUUUCUUGUUAACUUUAUAUCACGGGCUAUUUCAUACGAAAGCGGUCAUCUACUAAGCCGCUUCGGCUCACUCCUCGAUUACGGUUUUUUUUAAAAGAAGAUUUACGCGGCUGCCUAAAGCGUGAAAAUCGUCGUGCGUUUUGUCUAAAAAUAUCCCCGUAAGCGGUCUUUCGCAUUAUUUGCCAGUGCAGAGUCUGGGGUUUUCUUUCUGAUUCUUUACCCUUCAGUCAGCCGAGGUUACUUUUCGAAUAUGGACUUUUCGAAUGAGUGCGAAUAGCUCAGGAACGGUGGCUCCGAUCGGCGGUUGAACAGGUAUCCAAGAGCAAUCAUUUUUAAAUAGGCUCAGUUUUCGCUUAUGUUUUAUGUACUUAGCAACGUAUAGUCGCCCCAGGGCAAACGAAUAACCAGUAAAAGGACUGAAAAAAAUGAUACCUUUUACGAAGAGAUGGAUGCCGGCCUAAUUGUUAUAUAAUUUCUUGAUUAGUAGAUACUGCAAAGGUUCAACCGCUGUUAUCGGAGACGCACACUAUCUGCUACUGCAAUGAUAAUACGGAUAUAGUUUGAUGAGAAUAU
Varroa destructor (honeybee mite) is the source of this 5553-nucleotide messenger RNA. RefSeq lists its product as uncharacterized. The record is from RefSeq and is a predicted model, not a curated record. Gene Ontology annotation, biological process: negative regulation of transcription by RNA polymerase II; regulation of cytokine production; embryo development. NCBI's taxonomy places the organism in Eukaryota, Metazoa, Arthropoda, Arachnida, Mesostigmata, Varroidae. Gene Ontology annotation, molecular function: RNA polymerase II cis-regulatory region sequence-specific DNA binding; DNA-binding transcription repressor activity, RNA polymerase II-specific. Gene Ontology annotation, cellular component: nucleus; nucleoplasm.